Messenger RNA from Gavialis gangeticus (Gharial), 12090 nucleotides. RefSeq names its product neuron navigator 2 (gene NAV2). Gene Ontology annotation, biological process: nervous system development; neurogenesis. The record is from RefSeq and is a predicted model, not a curated record. Gene Ontology annotation, molecular function: protein binding; ATP hydrolysis activity; ATP binding. Lineage: Eukaryota; Metazoa; Chordata; Crocodylia; Gavialidae. The transcript is spliced from 39 exons. Bases 736 to 8055 code for a protein of 2439 amino acids.
ACUGGAGGAGCCAGGGAAUUUUGUUACAACUGGCAUUUUUUUUUUAUUAUUAUCAUUUAAAUGUCAUCCAUGGACAUUUCUCCUUCUGCUUCAGCAUCAUUGUCUUGCUCACAGAUAUUAAGACUAAGAAGCUUGAUUCUCUAAGGCUCAUAUCCAAGGGCAUCAGUCAUUAACACACUGAGCUACAUCUGCUUCUUGGCUAAGACUGAAGAAAAGACAUCUUAAGCUGGAAAUCCUGCCUGCUCUCUCUGCCUCUCUCUGUCUCUAGCACGCACUCGCACACACACAGGCACAGAACAGGAGGCAUAUACUGCAGCAGGUCCUUUUUUUAUUCCAAAAGGCUGCCUCACUUUGGAGAUGCGGUGACAAGAUAAUGAAGUAAAAGUCUUCUGUUGCAAGGAAGAAAAUUAUAGGAGUCAGCCAGUGAAAGGAAAGAGCAAGUUAAAUAGCAGUAGCAAUAGAAGAGGAAAGGAAGGAAGACAGUGGUUAAUUUAAAAAGAAAAUAGAGGAAACAGGUGGAAGGCUGACAAGACGCUGGGAGGUAUUUUAGGCUAAACAGUGUCUUUUUCUUUCAUUCUUGUGUUUGAUAAGCAGUUUUUGAAGCAUCCAGACCUAAGCAGGGCUGCCUAAGCAUAGCAGCUUCCCAAACGUGUCUUUUCUGUCUCCCUGGCUGCUGCUGCUGCUACUACUGUUGCUGCUGCUGACAGAAACGUGUUAGGAAAGCAGAAAGAGAAAAUGCCAGCCAUCCUGGUAGCCUCCAAAAUGAAAUCAGGACUACCUAAACCUGUACACAGCGCUGCUCCCAUCCUACAUGUGCCGACGGCCAGGACCAUUCCUCAGCCCUGUUACCUGAAGUUUGGGAACAAGGUGGAGGUCACCAAGCCAUCCUAUUCCAGCCAGAUACCCCUCAAGUCUCCUCUUGGACAUGAGAAUGCAGGAGAUGGACUCCCACCAAGGAAGAAUAGCCCUGUAGAGAAUGGAUUUGAUAUGCAGAUUUAUACAGAUUGGGCUAAUCACUAUCUAGCAAAAUCUGGCCAUAAACGCUUGAUAAAGGACCUGCAGCAAGAUGUGACUGAUGGAGUCUUACUGGCUGAAAUCAUCCAGGUUGUAGCAAAUGAAAAGAUUGAAGACAUCAAUGGCUGUCCAAAGAAUAGAUCUCAAAUGAUUGAAAACAUAGAUGCAUGCCUGAGUUUCUUGGCUGCCAAGGGAAUUAACAUACAGGGUCUUUCAGCAGAAGAAAUCAGGAAUGGGAAUCUAAAGGCCAUUUUAGGUCUUUUCUUCAGUCUGUCCCGAUACAAGCAGCAGCAGCAGCAGCCACAGAAACAGCAUCCGCAGCACCAUCCAUCCCAGCAACCUUCUGCAGUAUCUCAGCAAGCAGGACCUCCAUCUCAGUGCCAGAUUGGGGUGCAGCAGCAGCAUCCACAACCACAGCAGGUGCUGCCUUCACCCCAAACACAGUGCCAACAACCCCAGCAAGCUGCACAUCAUCAGUUAAAAGCACAACCAGAAAUGCAGUCAAGACUUCCAGGUCCUACCACGAGGGUGUCCGCUGCAGGCAGUGAAGCCAAAACUCGUGGUUCUGUUAAUGCCAACAAUCGGCGCAGCCAGAGCUUUAACAACUAUGACAAAUCCAAGCCUGUAAACCCACCACCACCAUCAUCCAGCAGCAAUGAAAAAGAGCCAGAAGACAGUACAGCCUCUCAGCCGACAGGAAUGAAUGAAAAUGUACCAUCUUCAGUUCAAAGCUGCAGCACUACAAAUGCUGUUAGUUGCAAUAACUCAUCGGCCAUACCCCAGCCCAGCUCUGCCAUUAAGCCCUGGCGCAGCAAGUCCCUUAGCGCUAAGCACACAGCCACGUCUUCCAUGUUAUCUGUAAAGCAGCCAGUGCCAGAGCCUCCCAAACCACCAACGGAAAUGGUCAAAGCAACUCCUAAUGGACAAAAAUCCAUGCUUGAGAAAUUAAAACUCUUCAAUAGCAAAGGAGGCUCCAAAGCAGGUGGGACAACCCUGGAAGGUUCAGGGUCUCGGGAUAACAGCUGUGAAAGACUUGAGACACUUCCCAGCUUUGAGGAAAGUGAGGAGAUUGAUGCUGCAAACCGGAAUGUGAAUAAUCCAGGACCAACAUCCAGUAGUCCCAAAAUUGCACUCAAGGGAAUUGCACAAAGAACUUUUAGCCGCGCACUGACUAAUAAGAAAGGUUCCCCAAAGGGCAGUGAGAAAGAGAAAGAGAAGCAGAAAGAGAAAGAAAAGGAUACAUGUAGAGACAUGGUAAAAAGAACAUCUGUAACGGAGAAGCUGGAAGUGAAAGAAGAGCCAAAAGAAGAACAGACAGCACCAGCUGCAACAGAGAUGCCAAAAAAGUCCUCAAAGAUUGCAAGCUUUAUCCCUAAAGGAGGAAAGCUGAAUAGUGCCAAGAAGGAGGCCUCUGCCCCUUCGCACAGUGGAAUACCAAAACCAGGAAUGAAAACCACCACAGGGAAAUCCUCAAGUGCCCCAACUUCUUCAAAGGAAGGUGAGAGAAGCCGCAGUGGGAAACCUGGCUCAGGGCUCUCUCAUCAGAAGACCCAACUAGACAGCAGGAAUUCCAGUUCCACUUCAAGUUUAGCCUCCUCAGAAGGAAAAGGGAUAGGAGGGGUAUCUGCUCUUAGCAGCAGCAGCAGCACCCAAGCUGUCAGUGGGCCAGCUAGUACCACACAGACUACAGGAAGCAAUACUGUGAGUGUUCAGCUACCUCAUCCCCAACAGCAAUACAGCCACCCGAACACUGCCACAGUUGCACCGUUCAUGUACAGAUCACAGACAGACACUGAAGGGAAUGUAACGGCUGAGUCCAGCACCGGAGGGGUGAGCAUGGAUUCUGCCCUUUACACUAAAACUGGACAGCCUGGUCUUGAAGACCUUUCAGGGGAGGAUCCAGAAACGCGUCGCUUGCGAACUGUGAAGAACAUUGCUGAUCUUCGACAGAACUUAGAGGAGACGAUGUCCAGCUUACGGGGAACCCAGGUUACUCAUAGCACAUUGGAGACUACAUUUGACACCAAUGUCACAACUGAAAUAAGUGGUCGCAGUAUUCUCAGCUUGACGGGAAGACCAACGCCUUUAUCAUGGAGACUUGGACAGUCAAGUCCCCGCCUUCAGGCAGGUGAUGCUCCAUCGUUGGGAAAUGGAUAUCCACCAAGAGCUAAUGCAAGCCGUUUCAUCAAUGCUGAGUCUGGGCGUUAUAUGUAUUCAGCACCUUUGAGGAGACAGCUAGCAACCCGUGGUAGUAACGUUUGCCAUGUGGACAUCUCAGACAAGGCUGGUGAUGAAAUAGAUCUUGAAGGCAUCAGCAUGGAUGCCACUGGCUAUAUGAGUGAUGGUGAUGUUCUGAGCAAGAAUAUAAGAACUGAUGACAUUACAAGUGGAUACAUGACUGAUGGUGGAUUGGGCCUCUAUACUCGAAGAUUAAAUCGUCUGCCUGACGGUAUGGCUGCAGUGAGGGAGACACUUCAGCGUAACACUUCACUGGGACUAGGAGAUGCUGACAGCUGGGAUGACAGCAGCUCUGUCAGCAGUGGGAUCAGUGACACCAUAGACAACCUUAGCACCGAUGAUAUUAACACCAGCUCCUCCAUCAGCUCCUAUGCCAACACACCUGCCUCUUCCCGUAAAAAUUUGGAUGCACAGACUGAUGCAGAAAAGCAUUCUCAGGUUGAGCGGAAUUCCCUGUGGUCUGGUGACGAAGUUAAGAAAUCAGAUGGAGGAUCAGAUAGCGGCAUAAAAAUGGAGCCUGGAUCUAAGUGGAGGCGGAAUCCCUCUGAUGUGUCUGAUGAAUCUGAUAAAAGCACUUCUGGUAGGAAGAACACUGUUAUUUCACAGACUGGUUCCUGGAGACGGGGCAUGUCAGCUCAGGUUGGCAUUACUACACCAAGGACUAAAUCUUCAGCCACUUCAGGCACAUUAAAGACACCUGGAACAGGGAAAACUGAUGACGCCAAGGUAUCAGAAAAGGGUAGACUUUCUCCUAAAGCUGGACAUGUUAAACGUUCCCCAUCAGAUGCAGGACGCAGUAGUGGUGAUGAAUCCAAAAAGCCUCCCACAAGUAACUCUAGGACAGCUGCUGCUAAUACAAACACAUUUGGAUUUAAGAAACAAAGUGGGUCAGCUGUAGGCAUGACUAUGAUUACUGCUAGUGGGGCAACUAUCACCAGCAGAUCAGCCACACUGGGCAAAAUCCCUAAAUCAUCUGGACUCAUGGGUAGAUCCACUGGUCGGAAGACUAGUGUUGAUGGCUCACAGAACCAGGAUGAUGGUUACCUAGCACUUAGUGCUCGAACUAAUCUUCAGUAUCGUAGUUUACCUCGGCCUAGUAAAUCCAGCAGCAGAAGUGGAGCUGGUAAUAGGUCUAGUACCAGUAGCAUAGACUCCAACAUUAGCAGCAAGUCAGCUGGUUUACCUGCCCCUAAAAUCAGAGAGCCUGUUAAGGUAGUUCUUGGAAGCUCUUUGCCAGGAUUAAUCAACCAGACAGAUAAAGAGAAAGGGAUCUCGUCUGACAACGAAAGCGUGGCCUCAUGUAAUUCUGUUAAAGUGAACCCUGCAUCACAGACUGCUUCUAGUGGAGCUCAAAGUACCCACCAGCAAGGAACCAAGUACCCUGAUGUGGCCUCUCCCACUUUGCGCAGACUUUUUGGUGGCAAGCCAAAUAAACAGGUUCCUAUCACAACAGCUGAAAAUAUGAAAAAUUCAGUGGUCAUCUCCAAUCCUCAUGCUACCAUGAACCAGCAAGGGAACCUUGAUUCUCCCUCUGGCAGCGGUAUACUGAGCAGUGGGGGCAGCAGUCCCCUUUACAGUAAAAACAUGGACAUGAACCAGUCUCCAUUGGCCUCUAGUCCCAGUUCAGCACAUUCAGCUCCCUCGAACAGUUUAACUUGGGGUACCAACGCAAGUAGCUCUUCUGCUGUUAGUAAGGAUGGCAUUGGAUACCAAUCUGUCAGUAGUCUUCACACCAGCUGCGAAUCCAUUGAUAUAUCUCUGAGCAGUGGAGGUGGGCUGAGUCAUAACUCAUCCAGUGGUUUGAUCACAGCUUCUAAAGAUGAUUCUCUGACUCCCUUUGUCAGAACCAACAGUGUUAAGACAACAUUGUCUGAGAGCCCUCUCUCUUCCCCUGCUGCUAGUCCCAAAUUCUGCAGAAAUACUUUACCCAGGAGACAGGACAGCGACCCACAUCUUGAUAGGAACACUUUGCCUAAGAAGGGACUCAGGUACACUCCUUCAUCCCAACUUCGUAGUCAAGAGGAUGCAAAAGAAUGGCUACGUUCACAUUCAGCAGGAGGUCUGCAGGAAACUGCUGCCAAUUCUCCAUUUUCAUCUGGCUCAAGCAUAACGUCACCAUCUGGUACUAGGUUCAACUUCUCUCAGCUUGCAAGCCCUACUACUGCAGCCCAGAUGAGCUUGUCAAAUCCGACCAUGCUACGGACACACAGCCUUUCCAAUGCAGAUGGUCCUUAUGAUCCCUACAGUGACACACGUUUCCGGAACAGUUCAAUGUCACUGGAUGAGAAAAGCAGAACUAUGAGUCGCUCUGGCUCGUUCCGCGAUGGCUUUGAAGAAGUGCAUGGGUCCUCUCUCUCUCUGGUGUCUAGUACAUCCUCUAUUUAUUCAACUCCUGAAGAAAAAUGCCAGUCAGAGAUUCGCAAGCUACGAAGAGAGUUGGAUGCAUCCCAGGAGAAGGUGUCAGCUCUGACAACUCAACUGACUGCCAAUGCUCACCUUGUGGCAGCAUUUGAACAGAGCCUUGGGAACAUGACAAUUAGACUACAGAGUUUGACUAUGACAGCAGAACAAAAGGAUUCAGAACUGAAUGAAUUACGGAAAACCAUUGAGCUUUUAAAGAAGCAAAAUGCUGCUGCUCAAGCUGCCAUUAAUGGAGUAAUUAAUACACCUGAGCUCAACUGCAAAGGUACUGGAACUACCCAACCUGCUGACCUGCGGAUUCGAAGGCAACAUUCUUCAGAUAGUGUCUCUAGUAUUAAUAGUGCUACUAGUCAUUCAAGUGUGGGAAGUAACAUAGAAAGUGAUUCAAAGAAAAAGAAGAGAAAGAACUGGGUCAAUGAGUUACGCAGUUCCUUCAAGCAAGCUUUUGGUAAAAAGAAAUCACCCAAGUCAGCAUCUUCUCAUUCAGACAUUGAGGAGAUGACUGAUUCUUCCUUACCUUCAUCACCAAAGCUACCGCACAACAACUCAACUGUUUCUACACCAUUGUUGAGAGCUUCUCAUUCAAAUUCUCUUAUUUCUGAAUGCACUGACAGUGAGGCUGAAACAGUCAUGCAGUUACGCAAUGAGCUGAGAGACAAAGAGAUGAAACUGACUGAUAUUCGUCUGGAGGCCCUUAGCUCUGCCCACCAGCUAGACCAGCUUCGGGAGGCAAUGAACAGGAUGCAGAGUGAGAUUGAAAAGUUAAAAGCAGAAAAUGAUCGGUUGAAGUCUGAAAACCAUGGCAGCUGUAGCAGGGCUCAGUCUCAGGUUUCCAUUUCAUCCUCCCCAAGACACUCAAUGGGUCUCUCUCAGCACAGCUUGAACCUCACAGAGUCUACCAGUCUCGACAUGCUUUUAGAUGACCCUGGUGAUGGCUCUGUCCGAAAAGAAGGAGGCAGGCAUGUUAAAAUAGUUGUCAACUUUCAGGAUGAAAUGAAAUGGAAAGAGGAUUCCAGACCCCGUACGUUCCUCAUUGGUUGCAUUGGAGUCAGUGGCAAGACAAAAUGGGAUGUGUUGGAUGGGGUGGUUAGACGCUUGUUUAAGGAAUAUAUCAUCCAUGUAGAUCCAGCAAGUCAGCUAGGGCUGAAUUCAGACAGUGUUCUAGGCUACAGCAUUGGGGAAAUCAAACGCACAAAUAGUGCAGAGACACCUGAGCUGCUGCCCUGUGGCUAUCUGGUUGGGGAAAACAACACCAUCUCGGUUGCUAUCAAAGGUAUCAGUGAAAAUAGUUUGGACUGUCUGGUGUUCGAGUCACUGAUUCCAAAACCUAUACUACAGCGAUAUGUGUCUCUCUUGAUGGAACAUAGAAGGAUUAUCUUGUCUGGCCCGAGCGGCACUGGAAAAACAUACUUAGCAAAUCGUCUGUCUGAAUACAUGGUACUUAGAGAGGGAAGGGAGCUGACUGAUGGAGUUAUAGCAACUUUCAAUGUGGAUCAUAAAUCCAGUAAGGAACUUCGCCAAUACUUGUCCAACCUUGCUGAUCAGUGUAAUAGUGAAAACAAUGCUGUGGAUAUGCCUCUUGUCAUUAUUCUGGAUAACUUGCAUCAUGUUAGCUCCCUUGGAGAGAUCUUCAAUGGGCUUCUGAACUGCAAAUAUCAUAAAUGUCCUUACAUUAUUGGCACAAUGAACCAGGCCACCUCCUCAACCCCUAACCUUCAGCUUCACCACAAUUUCAGAUGGGUGCUAUGUGCCAACCACACUGAGCCUGUCAAGGGCUUUCUUGGUCGUUUUUUGAGAAGAAAACUAAUUGAAACAGAAAUCAGUGGCAGGAUGAGAAAUGCAGAACUGGUUAAGAUCAUUGACUGGAUUCCCAAGGUCUGGCAGCAUCUCAACAGAUUCUUGGAGGCUCACAGUUCCUCUGAUGUUACUAUUGGUCCACGACUCUUCCUGUCCUGUCCAAUAGAUGUAGAUGGUUCUAGAGUCUGGUUUACUGACUUGUGGAACUAUUCCAUUAUCCCAUAUCUUCUGGAGGCAGUCAGAGAAGGACUACAGCUGUAUGGAAGGAGAGCUCCCUGGGAGGAUCCUGCCAAAUGGGUAAUGGACACGUAUCCAUGGGCAGCCACCCCACAGCACCAUGAGUGGCCUCCUUUGCUGCAGCUGCGGCCUGAAGAUGUUGGAUUUGAUGGCUAUUCUGUGUCUCGGGAAGGCUCAACCAGCAAACAGGUUCCACCAAGUGAUGCUGAAGGAGAUCCAUUGAUGAACAUGCUAAUGCGACUGCAAGAGGCAGCUAACUAUUCGAGUCCUCAGAGCUAUGACAGUGACUCCAACAGCAACAGCCAUCAUGAUGACAUCCUUGAUUCAUCCUUGGAGUCAACAUUAUGAUCUUCAGCAGACAAAAAGAUUGUUUCCCAUUUUGCAAGAAUCCUGAUCAAAAAACACUAAUGAAGAUAACUUGUUACCGGACUGGGCAAACGUCUCAGUAUUAGAGCUGCAAGAACAACAAGACACUUUAUACGAGUCAGUCUUGAACCUGGGUGCAGGCAACCCAAACAACCUUUGUAUUUUUUUUUAUAUAAUGGUAUGAACUGCACUAUUUCUUUGUUUUGUUCUGUUUAGUUGCUGUAAGCUCUCAUGCCUAAGAUACUGAAGACAUUUUAAAAAAGCAUCCUCACAAUUAAAAAAAAAAAAGAAAAAGAGGGCGGGGGGGAAUCCUUUGCGGCUAUGAAAUAAACAGCUUUGUGCCAUGUACUGUCCAGGAAGAGAGGGGAGGGAAGUUCUCUGCAUAUGCUGCUUCUGACCAAACACAUGUAGGUGAGGGCUGGACUUUUACCAAUUAGCUUUGCAGACUAAACUCAGCUGCAGAUAGUUCUGGUGCUAAAAUACAUUGCUUUCCUAGGUAAUAAUGUUCUGUCAAAGGCAAUGCUGCAAAAAACAGGGACAUUUGAAAUACAUAUUAAAAAAAAAGCUGCUCUCCUUGCCAGUCUGAGACCUUGUCUUUCUUUGCUCUAUUUCACCGUGUGUUUAUAGAAAUAUACAUAAAUAUAAAUAUGAAUAUAUAUAUAUACAGUCUAAACAAAUCAGGUUUUAUCAAACACUGUGUAACAAACAAUUCUACAAAACUUUAAAGACUGAGUACCCCUCUGACAUCAGGACAUGAUUCUUUUCUUCCUUAUGCCCAUGUAAAUCCAAUGACUUCAGUGGCAUUACUCCAGAUUUACGCUAGUAUAAGAGACCAAAUUGACCCUUCUGCAGAGAGACAGCAAAUAGUCUGUAUCCUAUAUAAUUCUACAGUUUAAAUACUACUGCAGCAGAGUUACAUUGGGCUUUCUGUCUUUCGGGGUUAGGGGUGGAUUUCUCACGUGAAAAAAAUAAUCCGACCUCUGGUUUUUAAUUUUUGCAUUAAAAUAGUAUGGCUCUUGUCAAUUUUCUCUCACUGACCAUUACAGCCCCAAAUGGGUGCAGUAAAACUCAGAAGUCCAGUGUUACCCUGGUAACAUUAUUUAUUCUGUCUCUUUUUUUCAACUGCAGAAUGUAGUGUUCUAGUAGUUCAACUGAACAGUCUUACUGAGGUCUAAAAACAAAGGAAGAGAGGGAGUACUAUCUUUUUAAAGUUUAAAAUGGGCCAUGCUCUUGCAUUCUGACCGAGCUGUGAACCUGGUUCUAUUUCUCCUCCUCCUGUCCAAACGCACACAAAUACAAUUCCAGUGUUAAGGCUUGUACAUCUGUUGAGGAGUAAGAACACCUCAAAAGAAUUGCACUUUCCUUUUUGUGGGAGCAAAUACUGACAAACACAUCACCACAAGUCAGCUGUCUCAGGCUGUACCUCAGCAAGAAUCGCAGUCCUCAGCACUGAUUUGUACAAGCCUUUCCAGCUAUCUUUUGGUGCUGAACUUUAAAGCGAUGCCUUACUUCUUUUGUACUAAUUGUGUUAAUUACAUUAGUGCUGUAUAUUAUGACUUUUUAUUUAAAUAAAUAAACAGGGCUAAAGUCAUCUCUUGGAAUAUGAUAAGUUGCUGUGAAUAUUGUUUGUAUGAGAUACUAGAUUUUGUUUAAAUGUAACAGUAACAGAGGAGGAAAAUGAGAUAACUUUUCAGGUUCAUAUCAUCUGCAGCUAAUAGUUCACUGGACAGCUGUUUAUCUAAUGCAGGAAAAAAAAAAGCUUUUCUAUGAUAAUAAAUGCCAUCACUAGUAAACUACAGGAAAGCAAUUGCUGUUUUUUCAGUGUACAGGUAGAAAAACUUAUUACAAACACUUUUUUAAGAGCGUGUUAAUCCUUGUGGGUUUAAAAUAAUGUAACAGCCAAGUUCAUGCUUCUGUCACUCAGUUUGAGAGGAUAGUUUUAUUAUACCUCAUGACUUUCUACUCUCUGUGACAUGACUGUACUUACUUUUUUGUCUUUUGUCCAAUGAGAGCUGAUACUGAAUCUGCUCCUGUUACAGCUUUUGAGUGCUGAUGACCUUUUUAAAAAAAAUGUAAAAGAAUAAUUAGCGAUGGGGGAGUGGGGGGGGGGACUUAUCCACUUAAAUCACUGGUUUAUCUUAGGUGAACUCGAACUACUUAUUUCAUUUGAACGAAAUACCCAGGGUUAUUCAACCAACCGUAUAAAUCCAGUUCAGGUUAUUGUAGAAUAAGCAUCACUAAUACAGAACUUUCCCUAGCUGUGCUGAUGAUUUCAAGAGUAGCUAAUGGCUAAAAACAGAUGUUGGAUUUCUCCCAAGACAAAACCUUUUGUAGGAAUGGACAAGCCUGUUGUUCCACAUGAAGCACCUGUUAAGUAUCCAGAUUACCACUUUGCACUGGGACAAUACCAGCUCAUUUGAUUUAAUUGGCAUUCAAGCCAAACAACUGUCCUGCACCUGUUUUGAUUGGAGUCACAGCCUAGGACAGUCAGCCCAGAGAUAAACCCAAGGUCUGUUUUGAGCCAAUUUCUCAACAGCCUGACAGUUCUGCUUCCCAACACUGACUUUGACUGUUACUACUAUGAAACCGAGUAGAGAAUAAGUACCUGAACCUGCAUCUGAAUCCAUUCAGGUAGACUUUUAAGCAUGUAUGGAUCUAAUUGCAGGACAGGGACCUAAAGUGACUUAACAUUAUACAUUUCUCAGCUACCCUUUAACUGAUUCCUUCAGAUACAUUUGAAACUCUGGGCAUGCCUAUGCUCUCUGUAGACCAUGCUAAGGUUCUCUGCCAUGAAGCAUAAUGCAUAAUGUUGCUGUCUCCAGCACUGGCCAAGCAUCAAUUAGAGCUUCUAAAAUAAGGAGUUCAUUGGCACAUGUACUGCAUUGCAUGAAUAUAAAAUAUUGGUGUGCUGUGCUUCCUGGCAGAGAUCCCCAGCACAACCUUCGGAGGCCAUAGAUGUGCCUUGUGUGCCAUUUUGGUUGCCAUUUUUCUUUUCCCCAAACCUAUGCUCAGACACAGGAGACACUCAGUCCUGCCAAUGUACUUCUGUGUUAUUGACAGUAGUUUGGGUCACUGUAAGGAGAGGGCUUUGAGUCAUUUUAAGCAUCACAAAACUCAGUAUCCUUUCUGCAACUUUGGGAAGCAGGUUUACCUGUUGUGCAUGUUUCUUACUUUUCAUCAAGUAUUUAGUAGAGCCUUGGUAUAUCUGCUCUUUUUCCUUUUUUAAUGACUUCAUUUUCAUUUUAAGGCUUGUCCUUUUGAGAGGUUUUUUGCCUUUUUUCUACAAAGUUCUACAUUAAAACAAAGAUCAAUAAAACAAACAAACAAAAAAUACCCAACAAAUAAACUCUAUGAUUCUAUGCAACAUUUAUGUUGAGUUAAAAACAGAAAGCUUAAACAGUUUUCUUUCCUUCAGAACUGCCAAGAAUUGUACAGGCUAUAAAUGAGAUGGGGAAACAUUUUUGGUUUGACGGGAGGGUGUUGAUGAACCUUUUUUGUACAUUUUGGAAAAGAAACUGAUAUUUCAUUGUUGAUGCUUACCUUCGGUAUUCUGUGUAUUGAAUCUUGUCUAAAUGUGACAAUUCUCUUUCAAGAAAAAAAAACAAAAACAAAACAAAAAAUCUUUCUUUGUGGAUAUUAAAUGGAAGGUUGCUGUUUUGAUCUAGUCGUUUCCAGUGGAACAGUUUAUGAAAUAUGUUCUAUAAGAUGUACAUUUUUUCAUUGUAACAUAGAAAUGUAAAUAUUUGAUUAAAAGUGCUGCAUUUUGAUGAAUUUUUUCUAGCCAUUUUUAAAGAGAAAACUAGGAAUUGAGUAUUUUGUGUACGGUAUGAUGUUUUCCAUCUUCUCCCCUCCCUAUUUAAUUUUCAGUUGUCAUUUAGGAUCGGAAUUUGCGAAUGGUCUGUUUGAGAUCAUGCCUCCUGCCCCUCCCCUGCCCCUGUGUCAUGGAGAAUAAAGCUGAUGAUUGUACCAGUCUUAAAUUAUUCAUGAUUCAAUAAAAUUGAUGCUUAUUUAUUCAGA